Molecule: messenger RNA, 623 nt
Organism: Carica papaya (papaya)
Lineage: Eukaryota; Viridiplantae; Streptophyta; Magnoliopsida; Brassicales; Caricaceae
Source: RefSeq, a predicted model, not a curated record
CCAAGUACAGUCAACUUUGAGACCGCGGCUCGUGAACUUAAGAGUCAGAAAAGAAGAACAGACGGAGACGAGAGAGAGAGAGAGAGAGAGAGAUGACUCUGGGACUGAUCAAUGCGAACCCAGUGGUUCACGCCAAAAAGGAAAGAGUAGCUCGAACUGAAGAUCCUCACGGAGACGACGCCGUUGUAUCCCUCGAAAUCUACGAUUUCGUGAGAGAUAUAAGAGAUCCAGAGCAUCCGUAUUCAUUGGAGCAGCUUAGCGUUCUUUCUGAGGAGUCGAUUACAGUUGAUGAGAAGCUUGGGCGUAUUUUGAUAACCUUCACGCCCACAAUUCAGCACUGUAGUAUGGCGACCGUGAUUGGUCUAUGCCUGAGAGUUAAGCUAAAAGAGUGUUUCCCGCCACAUUUUAAGCUUGACAUUAAAGUGUCUCCUGGAUCUCAUGCCAAUGAAGAAUCAGUUAAUAAGCAAUUGAAUGAUAAAGAAAGAGUUGCAGCUGCCCUGGAGAAUCCUAAUCUCCGUCAACUUGUCGAGUGCCUCUACUCCAAUGAACUGUGACCAAAGCAGACUCGAUCACCCAGAUCACUGUACAGUUAGUGCAGUAGUUGUUGAUGGAAUGAAAGAUGA